UAUUUUCGGGCAUCCCUAAUUUUGAAUCAUUUGACAGACCCAUUUAUCUGUUUUCUUGAUUUUCUGUCUCUAAACCAUGUUGGUUCUUCUUGCAGCUACCUGGGUGGGUGGAGGAGUGAUCGUUGGAACAGCUGAGAUGGUUUACACACCCUCCAUGGGACUGAUCGAGGCUAUCGUCAUGAUUUUAGCAUACAGCGCAUCUUUUCUGAUAUGUAAGUUGAACAGAAUUCACGAAAUACCUUCCUGGUCUGUUUGCCCUCUUCAGAAGAAUGAGGCCCACUCUCUGGAUGCACAGUGUAGCAUUAGCCCAGUAUUUUUUCGGAGCUACUUGAAGAUUUGCUGAGAUUUGGCGAGCAUUACUUUUUAAAUAUUUGUGCCAUUUUAAAAAUGAAUUACCUUAAUCUCUUGUUGUAUUAUUUGCUGUAUUAUUUUUCUUUAAAUCCAGGUGGUCUGGUGUUCGCUAAACCACUGAGAGAACUGAACUGUGUCACCAUGAUGGACCCUUUCCAGGUCAAGUAUGGGAAAGUGCUGACAGCUGGACUGUCCUUGUGCUCUCUUUUUAUCGAGUUGAUGUGGGUUCCUAUCACACUGAUUGCGUUAGGUGAGUGACAGCCAAGAAACACCAAACGCCGACAGCAGAGGCACACACGGCUUAUUAUACAUUGUAGAAACUUAUUUAACAACAAGUGUCUGACAGGAGGAACCAUGAGUGUGAUUUUGGAUAUCUCCUACACUGUGUGUGUCUGGAUCUCUGCUGCUGUUGUCAUCACCUACACACUGAUGGGAGGUCUCUACUCUGUGGCCUACACUGAUGUCAUACAGCUGGUCCUUAUAUUCAUCAGUUUGGUGAGUUUGUACUACUUUUACAUUUUAUACAAAGCCGAAUAAUGCUGUUGUUUCUCACUAUUUUUUUUUUUUUUACAAUUCAUCUCCACAGUGGCUCUGUGUUCCCUUUGUUCUGAUGAACCCCAGCUGCUCGGACAUUGGUCAAACACUGAUGAACAACACCUUACAUGUUCCUUGGAUUGGUUCACCACAACUGAAGAAGACUGGGCUCCUGAUUGAUGACUUUUUAUUUUUUUCACUGGGGACUCAGGGAUUCCAGUGUCUCCAUCAAAGGUCUCUGGCAUCUUCUUCCUUAGCAACGGCCAAGACCACCAGUGUGGUUGCUGGUUUCCUCUUUAUUGUGUUUGGAAUUCCUCCUGUACUUCUUGGCGCAGCUGCAGCAUCAACAGACUGGAACCUGACCUCCUACGGUUCUCCAACUCCAUAUGAAAGUGGUGAAGCUGCGAUGGUCCUGCCCCUCACCCUGCAGCACCUCACUCCAUCCUUCAUCUCCAUCAUCGGUAUUGGAUGCGUGGCCGCUGCUGUGAUGUCAUCAGCUGACUCGUGUUUGAUUUCUUCUACCUCGCUCUUCACCUGUAACAUUUACACAAACAUCCUGAGGCCAAAGGUGAUGAAGGGAUAAUUUAGAGAUUUUACCUCCAAACAUAAUAUCAACAUUAAACUCUUCCUCUCUACUUUCUUCUACAGGCAUCACAAAACGAGAUUCAGUGGGUAAUCCGUAUUACUGUCUUGGUGAUGGGUUUGGUUGGUACAUCACUAACCACUGAGGCAAACAGCAUCAUCUUAUUCAUAUUCAUUGCUGCUGAAGUGGCCUAUAUUGUUGUUUUCCCUCAGCUGGUCUGUGUUCUCUUCUGUAGCAUUUCCAAUGGUUAUGGAGCUGUUAUGGGUUGUGUGGUGGGAGUGGGGCUAAGGUUGCUCUUUGGGGUCCCAUCAGUAGGUCUGCCAGUUGUUCUUUACCUCCCAGGAUGUCUUCUUGAGGAUGGGGUUUAUGUCCAGUACGCUCCAGUGAAGACCAUCUCCAUGCUGUCUGCCAUGGGUUCCAUCUUGUUGUUCUCCUAUCUGACAUUUGUGCUCUUCAACAAAGGUCUGCUUCCUCAAAAGUUAGAUGUGUUUAAAGUGAAAGUGAAACACUUACCACAACCGCCGAAUUCAGUGCACGACGCUGAUGAAGACCACGAAACUGAGAUGUUAGCCUCAGGGAGAAUUAACGC
Cynoglossus semilaevis (tongue sole) is the source of this 2057-nucleotide messenger RNA. RefSeq names its product high-affinity choline transporter 1-like. Gene Ontology annotation, biological process: acetylcholine biosynthetic process; choline transport; transmembrane transport. The transcript is spliced from 3 exons. The coding region runs from base 962 to 1468 and encodes 168 amino acids. Lineage: Eukaryota; Metazoa; Chordata; Actinopteri; Pleuronectiformes; Cynoglossidae. Gene Ontology annotation, cellular component: plasma membrane. The record is from RefSeq and is a predicted model, not a curated record. Gene Ontology annotation, molecular function: choline:sodium symporter activity.